CAGGCCUAACAGCUGCCACACUCGCUGAAGCCAUGAAGAAGAAGAUCAAAUUGGAGGUGAUGAAUAGUUACCAUGGCAAUAAUAACCACUGCACAGAUUCUGAGAAUGGUGACAUCACCUCCAGCAUGGGUUUGGAACUUCCAUUCAUGAUGAUGCCACAUCCCUUGAUUCCAGUCAGUCUGCCUCCUGCCUCGGUCACCAUGGCGAUGAACCAGAUGAACCACCUCAGCACUAUUGCCAAUAUGGCAGCUGCUGCUCAUGUCCAGAGUGCCCCGUCCAGAAUGGUGACGUCAGUUAUUAAGGAGCGAGUUCCAGACAGCCCAUCACCUGUACCCUCUUUGGAUGGUGGCCGCAGGUCAGGGAGCCACUUAUCCUCCAGACAGAACAGCAGCGUGUCCAGCUCUCCUGCCCACACAGAGAGCUCUUCUGACCGGCCACAUUUACAUCAGAAUGGUCUUUCUCUUUGCCACGCCUUGUUAGGCCUAUCUCCAAGUGCACCACCAGGACCAAAAGAGGGGGAUCUGGCAACCCAUGACACAGGCCAUGAAACAAAGAGGGUUUCCUCAGAAAAAGAAGAAAAUGUCCUUUGCACCCCGACAUCUCGAGACAGCUAUGAGCGAGUGUCUCAUUCUGGGCCAACAUUACCCCCAGGAUUCCCUGCUCCACUGCUGUUUCCUGAGGGCCUGUCCUCUAUAGAAACCCUCCUCACCAACAUACAGGGUCUGUUAAAGGUGGCUAUCGAUAAUGCACGGGUGCAAGAGAAGCAGGUCCAGCUGGAGCGCACAGAGCUGAAGAUGGAGCUGUACAGAGAGAGAGAGCUGCGAGAGACGCUGGAGAGGCAGCUCUGCGUCGAGCAGAAAAACAGAGAAGCUCCAUUGAUCCUGUUCUCCUACGAUCCUGUUCUCAUCAUCCCCGGAUACCUGCAAAGGAUACCAACUCAAUACCUAGAGCUAAGAACCCAAAAACUCUCUACCUUCUCAUACUCACCUGUCAUCAACUUGCUCUCCGAUUUGUCAAUAAACCCUCCUGUUUGCAUCCUUACCUUGUGUCUCUGGCUCGUAGUGUGACAGACGACCGGACCCAGGACAUACACCUCUAUGGAUCCCAGGGUUCCCACGCCCGCAGAGGUACUGGAGGAAUUGGUCCACACCCUCCGGGCCUCUCUCACGCCAGUCACUAUCCCGCCAUCUGCCUCUUUAAGUCCAAUGGCCAUUCCUGCUUGCUAUGCUGGUGGCGCAGCUGAGUGCGGCGGCUUCCUUCUCCAAGUAGCAUUGUUUAUCGAGAUGCAGCUGCAGAAAUUCUCCACGGAACGCUCGAAGGUAGCCUUCUUGAUUUCCCUGCUAACUGGCAGAGCGCUGUUGUGGCCACGAGCAAUAUGGAACGCCAAUAGUGCCAUAAUCAACUCAUAUGAUGCUUUCACUAAUCAUUUCAAAGAAGUGUUUGGAUCUGCUACAGGUAUGCUCUCCGUCCCAGACCAUCUCCUACGGCUGCGUCAAGGCUUUUCUACCACCAGCGAAUACACCUUGCAAUUUCGGACGCUAGCAGCGACUAGUGGCUGGAACGAAACCGCUCUCCUCAGUGCCUACCGGCAGGGCUUGAGUCCUCGCAUCCGCGUGCAAAUGGCCAUCUAUGACGAUACUAGAGAGCUUCAUGCAAAGAGCCACACACAUCUCCCAGCAGUUGUCAGCCUGCCAGCCUGACGAAGCCGUCCACCAGCCUGCAGCAGCCACCAGCGGUCCCCCAGUACCAGAACCCAUGCACAUGGAUUCCACCAGACUCACUCGCGCUGAACGCGCUCGCCGCCUAGCAGCUGGACUAUGCCUGUACUGCGCUGCUCCAGGCCAUUUCACUCAAGCCUGCCCCGUCAGGCCCCCACGCCCUGCAGUGAGUACCAUUCAACUCGAACCAGUAAUCUCAACUUUAUCCUUGUUACCAAUACAACUACUCACCGUCAAUUGUUCGGUUUCAGA
Messenger RNA from Sinocyclocheilus grahami, 1970 nucleotides. RefSeq names its product dachshund homolog 1-like. The record is from RefSeq and is a predicted model, not a curated record. Gene Ontology annotation, molecular function: RNA polymerase II cis-regulatory region sequence-specific DNA binding; DNA-binding transcription factor activity, RNA polymerase II-specific. Gene Ontology annotation, cellular component: nucleus; transcription regulator complex. Bases 33 to 1067 code for a protein of 344 amino acids. The transcript is spliced from 7 exons. Gene Ontology annotation, biological process: regulation of transcription by RNA polymerase II. Lineage: Eukaryota; Metazoa; Chordata; Actinopteri; Cypriniformes; Cyprinidae.